GGAAGCCCGUAUUUCCAAUCUUCCGGUUUGACCUUGAAGGCACCGCUGCUAACAGGGGUUAGCCUGUGGAGAAGUAGCUAGCUCACCUCUUUUCUGGCUCUGUAUUAAUAUUAUAAAACUUUAUAAUCAUGUCCUUUAAAAGAGAAGGUGACGACAAGAGUCAGUUAAACAUCCUGAAGAAGCGACGAGUUGAGGAUCUUCUGUCUCACUUUAUUCCAGAGGACGAAGCGGUUCUGAUGAAAAAUGGAAGAUAUUCCUGCACCGUGUGUUCGUAUCGUCCCGUGUUCGACACCGUUGACAUGUUGACGGUUCACAGAAACGGGAAAAAGCAUCUGGAAGGAUUAAAAUUGUUCUAUGGCAAAAAAACACGGCUGAAGAAUGAAAUAACAAAGAGGCGUCAAGAGAACUCCGUCCAGGCUGAAGACGCAGGACAGGAACCGUCCAGCUCUGCCCCGUUACUGGAACAAACCCGAAAGCUCACACAUCACGCUCUGUUGAAAACUGUUCCGUACAACAGCUGCCAUCGAACAACCAGCACAAAAUCUGAGAAAGGACCAGCGAGCAUCAGCUCAAGUGUCAGUGGAAACGCUCACAGCGAAACUCCAUCGGCGCCAGAAAACACAAGUGAAGCUUCUGACUCGGCUCCGUCAAGAAGCUCCAGUGGCUCCACGGCAGAUAAUAAAGAGUUAAAUCCGUCACAUGAUGUGGAGGCGUCUCAGCCAAUCACAGCCGAGAGGAGGAGAGAGCUGGAGCGCUACCUCAAACUGAAAAGUGACGGGUGGAUACAGGACCGGAGCGGCCUGUGGGUUAAAGACGAGGACGUGGAGUUUGAUUCAGACGAGGAGGAGCCUCCGUCGCUCGUCCACUCAGAGGACUGAGAACACGGAUUGGACUUGGAACGGUGCCACGGUGCUGAAUGAAAUGACUGAGCUUCCACGUGCUGAGACUCCAGCCGCUCAUUGAAUCACAUGAUUUCCUUCUGGCUCCACGGAGACUGUUUCAUCUGGGCUCUCACUCACCGACCAGUGAUAGAAAACCUCUAGUUCCCAUCAGCCGCAACUCGUGAUCCUUUUAUUGUGUUAAAAACAAAUCGUACGAUUUAAUGAAAAGCGUCAUUUCCUCGCAGUCGGCUGAUUCUGUACGUCACAGCGUUUCAUUUACAGAAUUAGAUUUAGACAAAUGGAAUGUGAGAAACAUUUUAACCACUGUGCUGAAAAUGUUUUGUUUUUGGUGCAACAGGGAACAUCGAGCAACUUAAAGACAUGAAGAUUAUAAUAAAAACAGAAUCAGUGUC
This is a messenger RNA of Hippoglossus stenolepis (Pacific halibut), 1294 nucleotides long. RefSeq names its product sodium channel modifier 1 (gene scnm1). Gene Ontology annotation, biological process: RNA splicing. NCBI's taxonomy places the organism in Eukaryota, Metazoa, Chordata, Actinopteri, Pleuronectiformes, Pleuronectidae. The record is from RefSeq and is a predicted model, not a curated record. Gene Ontology annotation, cellular component: nucleus. The transcript has 8 exons. Bases 129 to 878 code for a protein of 249 amino acids.